Messenger RNA from Musa acuminata AAA Group (dessert banana), 1012 nucleotides. RefSeq lists its product as uncharacterized. The transcript is spliced from 3 exons. Bases 30 to 548 code for a protein of 172 amino acids. NCBI's taxonomy places the organism in Eukaryota, Viridiplantae, Streptophyta, Magnoliopsida, Zingiberales, Musaceae. The record is from RefSeq and is a predicted model, not a curated record.
UCCAAAGUUCCGGGGAUUUCCGUGGAUAGAUGCUGCGGUCGAUACUACGGGCGGGGCGACCGAUCCGGGCGGCCGCCGGCGAUGGGCCGGGUGAACUGCUGAGGGCGCGAAUCGGAGAGCGGGAGCGCUGGCGGCGGGGGCGGCGGGACCCGGCCAAGGACGAGUUCUUCGUGCCGGUGCGGGAGUCCGCCAAGUGGCUCGACACACUUACCUGGCCCAUGGCCCUUACUGCCAUCGCCGUCGCCCUCUUCGCCAAGGUUCUCAUGAUGAUUGAUGAAUCUAAGGCCGAAGAGAGAAUGGAGCGCAAAAUACAAAAAGGCCCUAAGGGUCAAGGAACUGUUAGAAUGCUUUCUCGCGAAGAGUGGGAUGCAAUCCAGGAAUUACGGCCAAGAACUCCUUUUGAGUCUAGGUUUGCUCGUCCAAAUGCACGCAUUAGAACUGGAGAGCCAGUAAAGUUGGAGGAUGUUAAAGAUUGGACCAUCGAUGUGUUCAGAGAUGCUUUUACAAGAGCAGAAGAAAGUGUCAAGCGAAAGAAAACCGAUAGCUAGCUUCGUAGCGCACACUGGCUCAUUCGUAGGAGAAUAUGCAGAAAUGAAAGUUACUAAGCGGUUGUAUGGUUCAUCACUGGAUCAACUCCUCCUGGUCCAUGUCAGAUAUGAGAAGUUGAAGAAACCCAUCUGAGGAUGCAUAAUAAAAUUAUCUGGAAUUCCUUAUUGUCCGGCUUGAAGUAGUUGAUGUUCUUUUCCCACAAAUGCAGUUGAUUGUAUUGGCAGGGCAUCUUCUAAUUGAAUUAUGCAUAUAUAUAUAUAUAUGACUACUGAAUGGUGUCAAGUAAUUGGUUGUCAUUUCUUUGAAGUGCCUGCUCGGCUUUAUUGAGAAAAGGCAAAGUUCAAUUACAAUUGCAAUGGGCUUUGGAUAUUAGAAAUUGAUGACUAACACAGGUGUAUUGCUUAUCGUGAUGUUUGGUGACAGUUCAGUUAUGGAAAUUCUGUAUGGUUGAUGUUUCUCUUCA